AUGGAAAUCAUCCAAGAGCAGAAUCAAAUAUUCGCAGCAUUCCAACAGUAUAAGAACAAUCAGAAUCGUUUGGCACAAUCAGCAGGGCAUGUCCAGACAUCCAAGACCAAUCAACAACAUGGCGAUUCAAUAUUGUUCAGCAGUGAGCCAUCAUCACCAACCUCUGACGAUCCCAAUGACUCCUCUUUGGAGAUCCAUGACGAUGAGAAGGAGAUUGGCAUGAUUGCGAAUAUCCUGCUUAAAAUUUCGUCCAAUGGCAUACCAACCGAUGGUUCAGCGCCAAACGAGGACUCGGAUGUUAUUAGACGUGUGUCUAGAAGUUUGAAUAGCUCAGCCAAUGAUAUUGGCCAUCGUAUUAGUUUAACAUCCUCGCUAAAUAAUGCUCCAUCAUGUUCAUCAUCGUCGUCGGCCUACAAGAAGAAGAGACAGCGCACAUCACCAGAGCAACUGGCCAUCUUGGAACAAAUUUUCGAGACGGACAAGAUGCCCUCACAGCAGAUCAGAAUGCGUCUGGCCAACCAGCUGGGCAUGUCCAGUCGGCGUGUACAGAUUUGGUUCCAGAACAAGAGGGCCAAGGUUAAGAGGGGCAUAUUCACCAAGGGAGACGACGACGAGUCAAUGCUCGACGAUGAGGAGGACGACGACGACAACGACGGCUCCCUCUUGACCAUCGAUGAGAACGCCGGUAUCUCCACACCAACCCUCGGCAGCCAGCCAGCGCACUCCUCCUACACACCGUUCCACAUGACACCACCACCUUCACAGUUAUCGGGCGAGCUCGAUAACAUUGUCCCAUCCAUUUCACCAUCAUCGUUCAACUACAAGCAGUCCAGCGGGUCCAAGUCGCUCAAGUCCUCGACGUCCUCCCCUUCACUCCUUUCAUUGGGCAUGCCAAUGACCCUUGUCAACAAGCGAUCCCAUACGCCCAACUCAUCGCGUCCCGCCUCGCCCACCUCCGAUUCACCAUCCAACCUGCUCAGCCUGUCGCCCAUAUGUCUUUCGUCACCAACACCGGGUGGUCUACCACUGAUGCCACCUCUCAACCUCAACUCAUCGUCAGCACAUAUUCCCCUCAACAUCAAGUCCUCUCCAUACCAAGACAAUUGA
Acytostelium subglobosum LB1 is the source of this 1107-nucleotide messenger RNA. RefSeq lists its product as hypothetical. The record is from RefSeq and is a predicted model, not a curated record. The transcript has 2 exons. Gene Ontology annotation, molecular function: DNA-binding transcription factor activity, RNA polymerase II-specific; RNA polymerase II cis-regulatory region sequence-specific DNA binding. Bases 1 to 1107 code for a protein of 368 amino acids. Gene Ontology annotation, biological process: regulation of transcription by RNA polymerase II; cell differentiation. NCBI's taxonomy places the organism in Eukaryota, Evosea, Eumycetozoa, Acytosteliales, Acytosteliaceae.